Messenger RNA from Aspergillus japonicus CBS 114.51, 1207 nucleotides. RefSeq lists its product as uncharacterized. Lineage: Eukaryota; Fungi; Ascomycota; Eurotiomycetes; Eurotiales; Aspergillaceae. Bases 131 to 937 code for a protein of 268 amino acids. The record is from RefSeq and is a predicted model, not a curated record. The transcript is spliced from 3 exons.
GUACAAUAACAGAAACAACAACCACCCAACUCCCAACUCCCAACUCCCAUUUUCUUGCAUUUAGUAUAUCUACAGUAUAUUGAUAUCCCCCAGGAGCUUUACCACUACCUACAUAUUCCCUCAAGAAACAAUGGACUACAACUCAGCCGAUCUGACAUCAGUUCUGCGCACCCUUUCUGCGCUAUCCAACCAACAAUCCCCACCUUCAUCUUCUGACAUUAUCCCGCCCACUAACUCUCAGGCCUACAAUCCCAAUGGCCCCGAAGACAAUGAUCCAUACGAACCAUCAGAAACCCUCCCCUCGUUUUCCGUGACCCGCCAGCAGCAAGCGCAGCAGCAGAAGGCUUUGCCCUCUCAGACCCCCAGCUAUACCCACCCUCCGCGAGCCCAGACAACUCCAAAUGGCACAACAGGUGACUCUUCAUCCAUCACCACUUGGAAUGCCGCCCUCCGCCACGUCAUGCGCACAGUGGCCCAGAAUGAGAACCUUCAGAGCCGCAUCCGAUGGUUGAUCCGCCGCCAGCACGACCACGAAAAGCAGUGGUGGCAGGGUCGGGAGGCGUUGGUGAAGAGGCAGCAAGCGCGAACGGAGAAGAAAAAGGAACUCGAUGCUGUGCUACGCUCUGUCGGUGUGCCAGUUGACAAUAACAAAUCAAUCUCGACAGCCGAGGAAGAUCAAGCCGAGCUGACUAACUACGAUGUGAAGGUCUACAGAGCUUCGAGUCAGAUGGCCGAUGCCAUGAUUGCGGAGCUGCGUGCAUUAGGGAUUCCAUUCUUCAGUAUCCAGAAAGACCUGGUGCUGGCCGCUGAUGCCAAGUCCGAGACUGUAGUGAAUCCGUUUGGCAGCCAGAAAGAGACGCUUAUUACCAGGCAAGAUUUGUUGCAGUUGCAACGGCGGAUUCUGGAGUUGUUGUUGGAUCUUUGUGGGGAGCAGUAAUUUAUCUGCCUCCCAGAACAAUCUGUGCAGACUGUAAUCAGUCGUGACCUUCUGUCAUGUUUGUGUGCACACGUGCUACUGUCACCAUUCGCGGUCUAGUGUAGUCACUGUUCGUACAGCGAGGCCUGUCUGAAUCUUGAGUUGAGAAAGAACAGUCUCUGAAGAUCAGCACAAGCCAAGGUGUUGUAUAUGUCCGAGGGGGCCGUGGGGCAUCACACAGUCCUUGUACCGCUAACUAUGAUUUAUGUACAUCAAAGUGUUUGAAAACAA